Molecule: messenger RNA, 546 nt
Organism: Cladocopium goreaui
Lineage: Eukaryota; Dinophyceae; Suessiales; Symbiodiniaceae
Source: the annotation of a GenBank genome assembly
AUGCAGCUGGGCCGCUACAAGCACGUAGGCGAUUGUUUGCGCAGCGUGCUGCGGCGCGAAGGGGCUUGGGGCCUGUACCGCUCCAUGCCCACGACGCUGGCCAUGAAUGUGCCGUAUGGCAGCAUCCUGGUGGCCUCGAAUGAGUCCAUGAAGCAGUUCCUGGGCGUCCGAAAGAUAAGGCAAGACACCAGAAACUUGCUCCCCUGGUAUUUCCUUUCAGCCGGUCUCAGUGGCGCAGUGGCCUCUGCCGCAACCCAACCGUUGGAUGUGGUGAAGACUCGGCUGCAGACACAGGACUGCUUGGUGAGACCCAAGAGGCCAGACGGCAGCUCCAUGAGAGAACCAGUGACCUAUGCAGGUGACAGCACAAAUUUGUGCGCGCCGAAGUACUCGGGCUUCCUACCUGCUGUUCGAACCAUUGUAAGAGAAGAGGGCUGGUUGGCACUCUACACCGGCACUAUGCCUCGGAUGCUUCACGCCGUACCCUCUGCAGCAAUGUGCUGGGGUACCUAUGAAGUGGUGAAGAACUUUCUGCAGGACUAUUGA